Messenger RNA from Plasmodium gaboni, 3465 nucleotides. RefSeq names its product putative phosphoglycerate mutase. Bases 1 to 3465 code for a protein of 1154 amino acids. The record is from RefSeq and is a predicted model, not a curated record. The transcript has 2 exons. Gene Ontology annotation, molecular function: phosphatase activity. NCBI's taxonomy places the organism in Eukaryota, Apicomplexa, Aconoidasida, Haemosporida, Plasmodiidae. Gene Ontology annotation, cellular component: cytoplasm.
AUGCAGAAUAACAAAACAAUGGAUAAUUAUAAUUGUAGAAGUUUUAAAAAGGAAGAAUAUUAUAAGAAUUAUUACUAUAACCAGGAUCAUUAUAUGAUCAAUAAUAAUUUAUAUAAUAAAUAUAAUUCAUAUGAUGAGGAAUAUACAUACAACAAAAGUAGUAAUAAAAAGAAUUCAUCAUAUACUUAUUAUAGUAAAGAAAGUAUUGGACAUAAAAAAAAAAAACCCAGUUUUUUAAAAUCACAAUAUGCUAAUAAUAUGAUACCAUCUAAUAAUACAAAAUUAAAUAAUAUACUUGAAAAAAAUAAUCAUAAUAAAAUGAAUUAUGAUUAUAUUUUAACAAGAAAUAAAAAAAAAAGAACCAGCAUCGAAAAAAAUAACAAACAUAAUGAUAAUAUGAUAGGUGAUGUUUAUUAUAAAAUUGCGUAUUAUUUAAAAAAAAAUAGGAAAUAUAUGCAAAGCAUAUUAAAAAAAAAUUAUGUCAUUAAAAUUUAUCUAGUCAGACAUAUGGAAGCUUUACAUAAUAGAGAAGUAAUAAAAAAUUCAACGAUAUCUAGAGAUAUGAUUUAUAGAAAUAAAGACUUUUUUGAUUGCAAAGCUAGUGAAGAAGGAAAAAUAAAAUCUGAACAACUCAAGUCCAAAGAUAAUAAACUUUAUCAAAAACUUAUCAAGUUGUAUAAUGAAUCUAUGCAUGAUAAGGACGAACAUACAAGUGACAUUAACAUGAACCAACAAAAACAUAAUGCUAAACAUAAAAAUUAUAAUAACAAUAAUAUUAAUCAUAAUAAUAAUACUUUACAUAUUAAUCAUAAUAGUAAUACGCUCCAUAUUAAUCAUAGUUAUAGUAAUCAUCGCAGUAAUGAACAUGACAAAGGAGCCUUCGAAAAAAAUAACAAUUUUGUUAUUAUUACUUCACCUUUAAGAAGAUGUCUUGAAACGACAAAACACUUUCUGAAUUUUAAAAAAAAUAUUAUAGUUUAUGAAGCUGUAAGAGAAACUGCUGGAAACUAUUAUAGUGAUCAAAGAUCCAAAACGUCAGAUGUUAAAAAAUUCUGUGAUCAGAAUUUUGAAGAUUAUGAACUUAUUUGCUUCGGUGAAACAGACACAUUAUCAGGAAACAAAUAUAGAGAAACCUCUGAACAAGUCUAUUGCAGAUGUUUACAAUUCUUAAAAUUAAUCCAUGCAUUAGCUAUUAAUUAUUUUGCUUCAUUAGAAAAAAUGAAUCAACCAGAAGAAAUAAAUAAUAAAAAUUAUGAAAAUAUGAAUUCGAAAACAUAUACUAAUGAUGCUAUUUCUGAAAAUGUUGAAAAUGAAAAAGCUUGCUCAGCUAGCCAAAAUGAUAAUUUUUUUGAAAAUAGCCUGAACAAUUCAGGUAAAAUAAAUGAGAAAAAAAAAAAGGCUGAAAAGCAAGAUGAUAAUGAAAAAAAGGAAUUUGAUGAGAAUAUUAUAAUAAAAGAGGAGUAUGAAGAAGUGACAGUGGAAAGUAAUAAAGAUGUUAAUGAUGAUGAUGAUGAUGAAAUGUUGAAUGAUUUAAGUACAAAAAAAAUAAAUAAAAUAAACAAAAAUAAUAAUAGUAAUAGUUGUUGUGUUAAUAAUAGCAUAUCAAACAGUUCCGAUUGUGAUAAAAAUGUUGAGAAUGUAAAAGAAAGGAAAAAUAAGAAACAUGUUUAUAAUGUUGUGAUGGUUUCUCAUAGUUCAUUUAUUGUUCAUAUGUUAGCUUUAUUAGAUUAUUUAGAUUUAGAUUUUCGAGGAUUAAAUAAUUGUGAUAUUAGAAAAAUAAGUAUUCCAUUGACUCAUUCCUUUUUAUUUUAUAAUAAUAUAACUAAUUUACAAAUUGCACGUCCCUUAUCAAUAAAUAAUAUUCCUAUAAGUUAUAUGAAUAAAAAUAGAACAUUAAAAAAAGCUUAUAAAGAUAAAUAUAUAUAUACAAUAAAUAGUUAUACAGAAUUCGAUGAGCUAAUAUGUUCACACCCAUGCACAGUAAUUAUAUAUCAAUAUGAUAUGCUUAUAAAAAAUGAGAAGAAUAAAAAAUAUUUAGACAUGGUGCAAAGGUUUAUUGAUAAGAGUAAUAAUUAUUAUAACAACUCGAAUGAAGAAAAAAAAAAGAAUGUUUAUUCAAAUGGUUUAUAUAAAAAUUAUGUUUUAAGAAAUAAGUCCUUAGGGCGCAAUGUGUUAAUAUAUGAUGGUAGUGAGUAUAUUAUAUAUGUUCCAGAAAAACGUUCAUGGGAAAUAAAUAAAAAAGGAUAUAUAGUUGGUCAGAAUAUUAUUCUUGUAGUAUUGCCAGAUGUAGAAUCUAAAAUUAUAAAUAAGGAUAAUCUUGAUGAAGAGGAGAAUAUAUCUAUGAAAACAAAAAAUAAAGAACAAAAUGAAAAUUAUAAAAAAGGAUCUCAUUAUUUAAAAAAUGUAAUAGACGUUAUAAACAAUUAUGAUAAUAUACAAGAUCUAAUAAAAUCAUCUGAUUUUUGGAUUACUUUAAAAGAAAAUAUAAAAAAUAUAGAUAUAGCUACUUUUCAAAAAUUUUUGAUUGAAAAAUAUAAUACAAUUAUAAAAAAUGAAAUGGAUGUAUGUUAUGUAGAUAUUAUUGGAUGUAUUGAGAAUAAAGAAUUUAUGAAAAAAAAUGAAAAAAAAUGUAAUGGAUAUUUGAAAAUAUUGAAAGAAAAAUAUGAAAAAAAUAGUGAUAUAAAUUUUGAAGAGGAAUGUAAAUAUAUUAAUGAAAAUUUUAUAGAAGAAAUAUUUAACUCUGAUUAUUCUUUAGUAAAUUCAGAAAUAAAAAAUGAAAAACACAAAUCAAGUGAUAAGUACAACAAUAAUAAUAAUAAUAAUAAUAAUAAUAAUAAUAAUAAUAGUUAUAUACAAAAUAAUGACUUGGUUGAAGAAAAUAUAAUUAGAAGAAAAUUUAUUUACAUACCAAAAAAAGAUAGUAACAAUAUAAAAAUUCAACCCAAUAUAAAAGGAACAUAUAAAAAUGAAAAACAAAAUAAAAGUUUUCUUCAAGAAAAUAUUAACUUAUUAAAAUCAUUUCCACAAUCUAUUCAAAAUUUAAGUGUGGAAAUGUUUUAUCGUGAUAAUUAUUUUUAUUUUCAUUGUUUAAAUAAGUAUAUUAAAAGUAAAAACAAAAUUGAAGGAUUAAUUAUAUGUAAACUAUUGGCAUAUCUUGAUCUUUUAAGAACAUAUAAUACUCCUCAGAUGAAUAAAACAUAUCAAAGAUUAAUUCAUAUAGAACAAAAAAUUGAUAACAAUACUAAAGGGGUAGGAGAAACACUUAAUACAUAUUCAUGUGACAUUAAUCCUGUGCUUGCUAAUAAUACUUCUUAUUAUGGAGAAGGACCAAAAAAAUAUAAGACCAUUCAUUCAAUACCAGGAAGGAAAAAAAGUGUGGUUGAUGAUUUGAACUUUUUGAGAUAUAAUAUUCUUACCGUAGCUGGAGGUGCCGAGAACGUUUACAUUUUGAAUGUUUUAAAAUGA